Messenger RNA from Morchella importuna, 1200 nucleotides. RefSeq lists its product as uncharacterized. The record is from RefSeq and is a predicted model, not a curated record. Bases 1 to 1200 code for a protein of 399 amino acids. The transcript has a single exon. Lineage: Eukaryota; Fungi; Ascomycota; Pezizomycetes; Pezizales; Morchellaceae.
AUGUCCACCAACAACCCCACCCCCUCCGACCGCCGCCGCGGCUCCCGCAAAUCAGCACUCAAAGCCGCCGUCAAACCGAAAUACAAACCCACCGCGCGCGCGCCCCCGCCCCCGCGCAACACCAAAGAAUCGCAAGAGAUCCUCGACCUUUUCCACCAUGCGUUCAGCCCCCUGUUCACGCCGCAGCUACCAGAGCUGCUGCAGAAGGUGAAGACGCACCUGUUCAACCGCGACUUCCUGGCGGCCUUUGGCGCCCCGGAGAACCUCGAGGCGUAUGUGGUGCGAUGGAGCCCGAGCAGGGCGCUGUGCUACCGCGAGGUGUUUCUCGAGCUGUCGCCCGCGCUCAGGAGGGUGUUUGAGCUCAAGGGAGAGGGGGAGGAGGGGGAGAGGGUUGAGAUUGUGUGUAUUGGUGGAGGCGCGGGGGCGGAGGUUGUGGCGGUCGCGGCGGCGGUGAAGAGCUUGAUGAAGGCCGAAAUGGCAGCUGCGCCUGUAACUGCAACUGAAAUUGCAGAGGAGGAAAGCAAGGCAGGGGAGAAUACGGCCGGGGACGAGGAAGUGAGCGGGGAGCCUGAAGAGGCCGCAGAGGAGGGCCCAGACGAGGCGAAAGCUCUUGAAAAGGACCUCGAAUCAUUGGCCCUCACCCCCGCCUCCCCACCCGCAGCCGCCACAACCUCCACCCCCUCGCGCUCACUGCACAUGACCGCCAUCGACAUCGCCGACUGGACACGCAUCACCACAACCCUCACCACCGCGCUCACCACGGUCCCCACGCCCCCACGCGCCGCAUACCUCCCGCGCGGUGUCUACAGCGUCGAUUUCCACCACCACGACAUGCUCGCGCCCUCCGCCACGGCGCUGAUUCCGCCCUCUGCCCGCCUCAUCACGCUCCUGUUCACGACGAACGAGCUGUACACGCAGUCGCGCGGCGCGACGACAGCCUUCCUUCUUGCGCUCGGGGAGCGCGUGCGGAGCGGGUGUCUGCUGCUGGUGCUGGAGAGCGCGGGGAGUUACUCGACGGUCACGGUUAAUGGGAGGGUGUUUCCGAUGGGGAUGCUGCUGGAUCAUACUCUCCUGGCGGGGGAGGCGUGGGAGAAGGUGCUGGGUGAGGAGGCGAGGUGGUUUAGGCUGCCGGAGGGGCUGAGGUAUCCGAUUGAGUUGGAGAAUAUGAGGUAUAUGGUGAGGGUGUAUAGAAAGACUUGA